GAGCUCUGCCCAAAUGGCGAACCGAUGCUUUGUAGACUCCUACCCAAACACAGACUCCGCGUUGGGUCGCACAUGGCCCGCUGCCAAGAGUCAAGGUUUGACGACAGAUGUCCAACUUUGCGCGAGCAGCUGUUAAUGACGAGGAUGAUGAAGCGAGGCUGAAGCAGUCUUUGGAGGAGAAGGUCAGCUCUCGCUUGCUCCAAAGGCGCAACCACUUGACGACGAGCGUGCCUGCAGCCAGCGUCUUGAACUUGCAAUCGGAGGAGGGCUCGGACUCGGACUCGGACUCCGACAGCUCGGAGGAAGGCCCGGAGGUGUCGCAAGAAGCCGUGGCGAGUGAGGGCCCUGGACAGCUGCUGCAAGCUCUGACCUCCAAGUGGAAGAGUCACACGGAGAAGAUGGUGGUGCAGAUCGCCAAAUCGGGGAUCGACCUCAACGAGAGGUUGGCUGAGCCGUGGGAUCCGGGCUUCGCCAAGUUCAAGCAGAGCCUCGGAGCCGAAGCCUUGCACUUCGCGGUGCGGCUCGGCCUCUUGCAGGCAUGCUCAGCCUUGCUGCAACAGAAGGCGGAUGUUGACGCGCAGACUGACACAGGGGUUUCAGCUCUCAUGGUGGCAGUCAUGUUCAACAAGCUGGAUGUUGCGAAGCUUCUCAUCGGUGCCAAGGCCAGUGUCCUGAAGCAGGAAGCCAACGGCCUGACGGUGACCGAUCUCGCCAUUCUCGAGGGCAACGCGCAGAUGGUGCAGAUGUUGCUGAAGCGAGAGAAGCAAGAAGAUGAAGAGCUGGAACAGGAGGUCAUGCAAGCUGCUUUAGAUGCUGGUGCCGACAUCUCUUUGCUGCCUCCGGUAGAUGAGGCCCUUGCUUUGGACGAGGAAGCCGUCCUCGAUCGCUUAAAAGCGUGGCAAGGCUAACGCCGAACAUCUGGGGAGGCUGUGGGUGAGCUUUAGACGAUGCCGGAUGGUGAACUGUGCCGACUGGUGAAAAAGCGCGCACGGACGUUUUGUCUGCUUGGGAUGGGAGCUGUUAUGUUCGGAGUGCGACGCCCACGUUGCGACGCGCACUUGGAGGCUGGCAGAAAUAAGAUGGCAGA
Effrenium voratum is the source of this 1087-nucleotide messenger RNA. The record is from the annotation of a GenBank genome assembly. Lineage: Eukaryota; Dinophyceae; Suessiales; Symbiodiniaceae.